Messenger RNA from Arabis nemorensis, 1473 nucleotides. The record is from the annotation of a GenBank genome assembly. NCBI's taxonomy places the organism in Eukaryota, Viridiplantae, Streptophyta, Magnoliopsida, Brassicales, Brassicaceae.
AUGGACAACGGAGAUGAUCAACAGAUGGAUGUUAGAUCGGUGGUUGAAGCUGUUUCCGCCGAUCACUCAUUCGGGGCUCCUCUCUAUGUAGUUGAGAGCCUGUGUAUGCGAUGCGGUGAAAAUGGAACAACUAGAUUACUAUUGACCUUAAUUCCUAACUUCAAAAAGGUCUUAUUAACGGCAUUUGAAUGUCCGCAUUGUGGAGAAAGGAAUAAUGAAGUUCAGUUUGCGGGAGAGAUUCAACCCAGAGGAUGCUGUUACCAUCUAGAGGUUCUAGCUGGUGAUGUGAAGAUAUUUGACCGGCAAGUUGUGAAAUCUGAAUCAGCCACUAUUAAGAUUCCUGAACUGGAUUUUGAAAUUCCAACAGAGGCCCAACGUGGAAGUUUGUCUACUGUGGAGGGGGUAUUAUCGCGCGCUGCCGAUGAACUGAGUGCCCUUCAAGAAGAACGCAAGAAAGUUGAUCCUAAAACUGCUGAAGCAAUAGACCAAUUCUUGUCCAAACUGAGAGCUUGCGCUAAAGCAGAGACAUCCUUCACCUUCAUCUUGGAUGAUCCUGCUGGAAACAGUUUCAUUGAGAACCCACAUGCUCCGUCACCAGAUCCGUCUUUAACCAUCAAAUUCUAUGAGCGAACACCAGAGCAACAAGCAACGCUUGGAUAUUCUGCUGACCCAUCGCAGGCUGGACAAUCAGAAGGAAGCCUUGGUGCACGUUCUGCUGAAACAAUUUCUGUCCCUCAUGGAACAAUUGGAGCAACAGCUGGUCAUCGGGCGAUUGCUCAGAGUAAUAGCACUGAUAUAUCCGAUAACUUGUUCAGAUACACCGCACCUGAAGAGGUGAUGACUUUCCCUUCAACUUGUGGAGCAUGUAUGAAGCUGUGUGAGACCCGGAUGUUCGUGACUAAAAUCCCGUACUUUCAAGAGGUAAUUGUCAUGGCGUCUACAUGUGAAGAAUGUGGCUAUCGCAAUUCGGAGUUGAAGCCUGGCGGUGCAAUUCCUAAAAAGGGAAAGAAAAUUACUCUCUCUGUGAGGAACAUCGCUGACCUUAGCCGAGACGUUAUCAAGUCGGACACUGCAGGAGUGACAAUCCCAGAACUUGAUCUGGAGCUAGCUGGUGGUACACUCGGUGGGAUGGUAACAACAGUGGAAGGGUUGGUUACACAGAUCAGAGAAAGCCUAGCAAGAGUCCACGGAUUCACUUUUGGUGAUAGUAUGAGUGAGAAUAAGAAGAACAAGUGGAGAGAAUUUGGAUCCAGGCUCACUAAGCUUCUAAGCUUAGAACAGCCAUGGACUUUGAUUCUUGAUGAUGAAUUAUCAAAUUCCUUUAUUGCACCAAUAACAGAUGAUAUCAAAGAUGAUCAUCAGCUCACAUUUGAAGAGUACGAGAGAUCAUGGGAGCAAAACGAGGAGUUGGGUCUCAACGACAUAGAUACUUCUUCCGCUGAUGCUGCUUAUGAAUCCACAGAGACAAACUAA